GGGUGGGGGGGCUGUGCGUGAAGCUUAAAGAAGUCGGGAUGGACGGCAAAGGCACCCUGAAGAUGUUCAGGAAGAAACGGGAACUAAUCAAGACACCGUCUAUCUCGAAGAAGAGUCGAGCAGGAAGCCCUGGGCCACAGAGCAGCGCCCCGUCUAGGGCAAGGAGCAUGCUGAAACGUGGUGGCAAAAACAGUUACAACCCUUACUCUACAAGUCAGAGAGUUAAAAAAGCCGAGUCGAAAGGCAAGGACAGACUGGACAUACUGCCCAACAGGCACAACGUAUGGCUGAAACAGCUCUCCAUUCUCCAGGAGCAGCCUCGCAGAGAUGCAGUCGACGUCACACUCUUCUGUUCCCCCUCGUCUUCCUCCUCCUCGUCUUCGACGCUUACCCCAACUUCCGCCGGGCUCCAGGAUCCCUCCGCGUCCUGCCCGGGCACCCCGAGCGCUCAGCACAAUAAAUUGGGAAUGAUGCAGGGGGUGGGCUGCCCGUCUCCUGUGGCCACUCUCAAGAGACCGACCGCACUGAGCCGACACGCCAGCGCUGCAGGGUUCCCGCUCCAGUCGUGGGUUUUCACUAGAGGUCAGGGAAAAGGGGCUAUAACCCCGACGACUCCAUCUGACAGUCCAGAGAGCGUGGCCAUCGAGGUGGAGGACAUCCCAGCCCUGCUGAGGGACGUCGCACGCUUCGCGGAGGCCGUGGAGAAACUGAAGGAUGUCGUUCUGGCUGAGGGUAAGGAGAGUCAGCGGCCCGUGGCCCACGAGUGUUUAGGGGAGGUGCUUCGGAUUUUGCGCCAGGUCAUCAACACUUAUCCUCUGCUCAACACCGUCGAGAUCCUCACUGCUGCCGGCAAACUCAUAUCCAAGGUCAAAGGUUUCCACUAUGAGUCCUCUAACGAGGCUGAUAAAAAGGACUUUGAGAAGGCAAUUGAAACCAUUGCUGUCGCUUUUAGUAGCAAUGUGUCUGAACUGCUGAUGGGAGAGGUGGACAGCAGCACGUUGCUCUCCUUGCUGCCUACAGAGAAGAGCAGAUCCAUGGAGAACUUGUACACUGGUUCUGGCCAUGGAGGAGAUGGUGGACAUUACAGGAGCGACCUGCAGGACAUGGGUAAGCAUAAAGGUGCCCCUCUGAUGCAGCGUAAACAGGAGCAUGAAAAGAGACGUAAGGAGAUCAAGGAACACUGGAUUCGAGCUAAAAGAAAAUUGAUGGAGUGUGAGGCAAACCUGCGGAAGGCCAAGCAAGCCUACAUAGCACGCUGCGAGGAGUACGACAAGGCUAAAACGGCAGCCUGCCGAGCUGAAGAGGAGGGAGGGGGAUCCACAGCGAAGUCUGUGGAGAAGAAGAAACGAGUGGAAGAAGAGGCUCGCAACAAGGCAGAUGAGGCGGAGGCCACCUACAAGACUUGUAUAGCAGACGCCGCCACUCAGCAGCAGGAGCUUGAGCACACAAAGGUCACCGUGCUGAGGCAGCUGCAGGACAUCAUCAAACAGAGCGAUCAGACCAUUCGCUCGGCGACCAUCUCCUACUACCAGCUCAUGCACAUGCAGACAGUAGCCCUGCCUGUGCACUACCAGACUCUGUGCGAGAGCAGCAAGCUGUACGACCCCGGCCAGCAGUACGCCGCUCACGUGCGAGACCUGCAGCUGCCAGAGCAGCCGAGCAUCCAGUACGCGUUUGAGUCCUACUCCCCCUCCAACUCAUCGUCGCACCAUGGUCACAGACCGAGGAAUGACAGCUUCAACACAGACACGCAAACGAGUCAAACAGACAGUCCUGCCGUCAGUGCGGAGACGACAGCUGGAGAAAGCCGAGAGUCAGAAUGUUUCCUGGCGUGCCACAAGCGCUGUCUGGAAACUCUGGCGAUCCAGUGUGGUCAUAAGAAGCUGCAGGGCCGUCUGCAGCUGUUUGGCAGAGAUUUCACUCAGGUAGCCAGCUGUGCCAGUGACGGUAUUCCCUUCAUCAUCACCAAGUGCAUCUCUGAGAUCGAGAGACGGGCACUGAAGAUGAAGGGCAUCUACAGGGUGAAUGGAGUGAAGACCCGUGUGGAGAAACUGUGUCAGGCCUUUGAGAAUGGAAAAGAGCUGGUCGAGUUGUCUCAGUGUUCGCCACAUGACAUAAGCAACGUGCUCAAGCUUUACCUCAGACAGCUGCCUGAGCCCAUCAUGCCUUUCCAUCUGUACAACAAGCUGAUGGGUUUGGCAAAGGAGAGUCUGCAUAAUGAAGGAGACACACCGGAGGGGGAGGACUCCGAGUCGAGCAGCACUCACCCGGCAGUGAGCAGGGGGCCAGAGCUGGUGGAUCUGGGCCCAGACACGGACCCAGAGGUCCUGGUCCUGGUGGACAGUCUGAGGGAACUUUUAAAGGAGCUGCCCAAGCCCAACAUCGCCACGCUGCGCUACAUCGUUCGCCACCUUCGAAGGAUCGCAGAGCUGGAAGAGGAUAACAAGAUGAGCCCCAGCAACCUUGGCAUCGUGUUUGGGCCCUCUCUGAUGCGGCCCCGUCCAACCGGGGCUACGAUAUCCCUGUCCUCUUUGGUUGAUUAUCCCCAUCAGGCUCGCAUCGUGGAGGCCUUCAUAGUCUUCUACUCUUCCAUCUUCCAAUCCAAAACUUCUCAGACCCACAAAACCUCCCUGUACAUAACAGAGUAG
This is a messenger RNA of Neolamprologus brichardi, 2648 nucleotides long. NCBI's taxonomy places the organism in Eukaryota, Metazoa, Chordata, Actinopteri, Cichliformes, Cichlidae. The record is from RefSeq and is a predicted model, not a curated record.